Didymodactylos carnosus is the source of this 321-nucleotide messenger RNA. Lineage: Eukaryota; Metazoa; Rotifera; Eurotatoria; Philodinida; Philodinidae. The record is from the annotation of a GenBank genome assembly.
AUGCAAAAUAAAGCAAAUGAUAAAAAUCGUCUUAACGAAGUAGACAUAACUGCACGUAAACAUGAACAACUCCAUGAAGUGCAACGUCCAAAUCCAAUUGAUUUAAGUGGUACUGAUGUAAUAUUAACACGUUAUGAAAGUUCAAUAGAUUCACCACAUUUAUUAAGUUAUUUAACAUUACGUAGUGUUAAUUUAAUUAAUACAUCAUUUUUAAAUACAAAUAUUGAAGAAGCUGAUUUUAGUGGUUCACCACUUCAUUUCAUUUCAUUUUUAUUUAGCUUAAAUCUAACCAGGGAAACAGGAAAAGCUCCCGGCUUGUAA